AUGACUGAAGAAACUCCGGAAGCCUUUCAGCAUGUCAGCAGGAAGUCUGGCCUACAGAUCUGGACCAUCAAUAACAUGAAGAUGGUUCCUGUACCGGACCAAGCUUUCGGGAACUUCUUUGAGGGAGAUUGCUACAUUGUCCUCUAUAGGAGUCAGGGCUCCAGUAACUCCAUGGACGUCCACUACUGGAUCGGUAGCUCCUCCUCUCAGGAUGAGCAGGGAGCGGCGGCCAUCUUAGUGACUCAGCUGGAUGAGUUCCUGGGGGGCAGUCCUGUCCAGCACAGGGAGGUACAGGCUGCAGAGUCCUCCAAGUUCAGGAGCUACUUCAGGAACGGACUCAU
This is a messenger RNA of Salvelinus namaycush (lake trout), 341 nucleotides long. Its product is annotated as villin-1-like. The record is from RefSeq and is a predicted model, not a curated record. The annotation marks the transcript as partial. Gene Ontology annotation, cellular component: cytoplasm; actin cytoskeleton. Lineage: Eukaryota; Metazoa; Chordata; Actinopteri; Salmoniformes; Salmonidae. Gene Ontology annotation, molecular function: phosphatidylinositol-4,5-bisphosphate binding; actin filament binding. The transcript has 3 exons. Gene Ontology annotation, biological process: actin filament severing; actin polymerization or depolymerization; barbed-end actin filament capping.